GGCGUAGAGUUUCUCUAAUUGAACUUCGCCCAAUCAACAACAACUCGUUAGCGGUCGCUUGAUCUCUCCUGUUUUCUGCGCUUCGGCUUGUUUUUUGUGCGUGUCGCGACUUGGGCCCCGUGUUAUUUUCACUUCCCGAACAAAUUCAUGGGGCUCUUCGGGAAAAGUGGGCUUGAUCCAAGCGGACUGGCGCUCGGGUGCGUGUGAGAGCGCAGCGCAGCGCAGCGCAGCGCACUCCUGUGAAGCAAUGGUGCUUUCCGACAAACACCUCACACCGAAGACUGCCAGCGGUUCCGUUUAAAAAGGCAACGAUACGAACCUGGAAGAAAGCGUGGGUUGGUUUGUUUGUUUUUUAUGCAGAAAGAAGCUGUUGCUCGAGAUCAAACAACUUUUGAACACUUUCUCACAGGACUGUCAUGACCUCCAGUAAAGACAUGAAGGCAGGCGCGGUGUUGCAAUCGGGCAGCGAGGAGAGGAGACGGGGUCCUUUAGAUCAGCUGCCACCCCCCGCUAACUCCAACAAGCCUCUAACUCCGUUCAGCAUUGAGGAUAUCUUAAACAAGCCGUCCGUGAAGAAGUCGGUGACGAGUCUGUAUCCGCCGCGCGUGCUCGAGAAGGUAGCGGGAUCGAGCGCAGUGCGGAACGGCCUCAGCACCCCGUCUUCUCCCCUGUGCGCUCUGGAGGAGCUGGCAAGCAAAACUUUUAAAGGGCUUGAAGUCAGCGUUAUACAAGCGGCAGAAGGUAGGGAACACCUGAACGCGUUCGGGCAGCGGCAGGUGUCGAAAAAGCGGCGGAAGUCGCGCACGGCCUUCACCAACCACCAGAUCUACGAGUUAGAGAAGCGCUUCCUGUACCAGAAGUACCUCUCACCGGCUGACCGCGAUCAGAUCGCGCAACAGCUUGGCCUCACCAAUGCACAGGUCAUCACCUGGUUUCAGAACCGACGAGCUAAGCUCAAGAGAGACCUGGAGGAAAUGAAAGCGGAUGUCGAGUCUCUGAAGAAGAUCCCUCCACAGGCGCUGCAGAAACUCGUGUCUAUGGAGGACAUGGACGAUGCGCAAGGCGGUGGUUCGGCCCCGAUCUCACCAAGCGCGUCACCGACGGCACAUGGCCUCCGAGUCUUCCCUCAGUCGCCGUCUUCAUCCCGAGGCCAAACCACAGACGAGUUCUCCGAAGAGGACGAAGAGAUCGAGGUGGACGAUUGAGACUUUGGCGCAGUAGGUUUUUCCGCACCAGGCGUCUCUUUUCUGCGCUGAUCAAUUUGAAAAUGUCCUCACUGCAGCAGCAGAACAGCCGUUUUUAUCCACACAACUUUUGCACGAAUGUUGAACUUUGCGGAAGAACUUUAAUAUUGAAAGGAUUUUUUUUAUUUCCCGUCCUUUCUCUCUGUCUCUCUGUCAUGUUCUAAUUUAUUACAAGGAUCGUAAAAGCCUCCACUUCACGACGAGCUGAGAAGGAGUACAUUUUCAUUUUGAGAACUGAUUAGUGACUGUGGUACAAGAUCAGGAAUGCAACAUGUGUAUGUACUUUUCAAGGUCUCAUUUUAUGCCACAUGAUAUGAGGGGAAACUUGUGCAAUUGUUUCGAUACGCAGUUCGUCAGUCGCAUCACACCAACUACAUUACAUUACUGUUAUAGCUGCUAAUGAUACGCAUCUGCCAAAUGUGAUUUUUUUUUUUCCCUCCCAACGGAUUUCUCAAAUAUAUAGUCAUAUUUAUAUUUAUACAAUGGCAAAGAAAGAGGUCAGUUGGGUCAUCGGAUUAAUAUUCUGGAAAUGAAUAUUCUAGAAAUGUUCCCAGUUGCAUUUGCUGUCAGAUCUUUUGUAAUUCUGGUCCUUAAGGCUGGAAGAAAAGCCACUCUUAAUAAAUAAUAGCCAAAUUAUCCAAAUAACAGGGGGUGAAGUUGUGUGUAUAAAGCAACUUAUGAUGCAUUUACGCGAU
Molecule: messenger RNA, 1939 nt
Organism: Neoarius graeffei (lesser salmon catfish)
Lineage: Eukaryota; Metazoa; Chordata; Actinopteri; Siluriformes; Ariidae
Gene: lbx2
Product: ladybird homeobox 2
Exons: 2
Coding region: 417-1205 (262 amino acids)
Biological process (GO): regulation of DNA-templated transcription
Molecular function (GO): DNA-binding transcription factor activity, RNA polymerase II-specific; DNA binding
Source: RefSeq, a predicted model, not a curated record